GUCUGCAUUCUGAUAAUACAGCAGAAGGCUACUGAUUCGAAAGUCUCUCUUUUUCUGCUAAAAUGAAAUUAUCUGAAUUUGUUUUCCUUAUUGCCAGUUUCUGUAGUUCUGCUGGAGAGUCUACACUGAACAGGAAUUGUGGGCUUCCUCCGAAAUUUGAAGUGGCACGAACUCCCGUAUCCGACGAUGGCGUUCACGUUCAUGGGACUGUAAUAAAUUACAACUGCAUAGUAGGAUAUGUGGGUCGCCUUAGACGGAAGUGUGUGGAUGGAACAUGGAGUAAUGUAAACCCAAGCUUCCGUUGUGAAUUAAAGCCAUGCUCAAGCCCUGGAGAUAUUCCACAUGGAACAUUUCAUCUGGUUGAAGGUGAAGAUCUGGUGUUUGGUGCACGCAUUGAAUACACAUGUGAUGAAGGAUAUAGGAUGGUGGGUACAAAAAACUACCGUAUUUGUGAAGCCGAUGGAUGGAGUGGUCUUGUUCCAUAUUGUGAAGUUGUGACCUGUUCCCCUGUGGAAGAACCAGAAAAUGGAAAGAUCGUUAGAUCAGAGCAAUUUGGCCUUGAGCAAAACUUUCCUUUUGGCUCUGUCCUGCAAUUCGAGUGUAAUUCAGCAGAAUUGGACAUUGAAGGUGUCAAAGAGAUUUAUUGUUUAGCAAAUGGAACAUGGAGUAAUCCAGUUCCUAAAUGCAAAGAAUUCAUAUGUACGAAACCAGCUAUAGAGAAUGGGAAAGUAAUUGACAACAAACAGAUUUACAAAUAUUCUCAUGUACUACAAUAUCGAUGCAAUCGCAAUUAUAGACCUGAAGACAUUCAACUGACUACAUGCACUAAAUUUGGAUGGAACCCACUACCAACUUGCACACCAAUAAUAUGUACGAUCAUUCCAAUAGACGAUGGUAAAUUCCAAACUACUAAGUGGAUGUAUUCCCAUGGUGAAAAAGUAGAAUAUACUUGUGAUAGCGGGUACAGACCCUUAGGCUCAAAUUUAGUAACAUGUGAAGCAUCUGGAUGGUUUCCAAAUCCAAGCUGUGUAGCAAUUAGGUGUUCAUUACCAAACGUCAAUGCAAUUUUCGAACCAUAUCAUCGUUGGUACUUCAAUCUUGAGAGAACAAUAACUUACACCUGCAGAAAUUCCAACCGCCGAAAUUAUUCCAAGUGUACACUAAGUGGCUGGGCCCCACAAAUAAAAUGUCCAGGACCAUGCUCAAAUCCACCAAAUAUUGAGCAUGGUGAUUUUCCAUAUACAAUGUAUUCAUACUACAGUGAUUUUGUGGGAAAUUAUCGAUGCAAUCAUCAUUAUAGAUUACAAGGGAGUGGUAAAAUCAAAUGCAUCGAUGGUGAAUGGCACAUCACAGACUCUAUUCCAGCCUGCAUUGAACAGAGAUGCGGAAAACCACCUCCAUUAACAAAUGGAAGAUAUAGUCCUGACCGAGCAAAGUACGAUGAAGGGAGCUGGGUGACCUACCGUUGUACUCGUAGAUUUGAACUUUAUGGGCAGAACACUGUGAGUUGUACUUCCAAAGGUUGGCCAGAGGCACCUGUUUGCAUUGACAGGAGCUUAGACUGUCCACCUUCACCAAAAGUAGAAAACGCAGAUAAACACGACCGUGAUGCCCAAACAGUUACUUAUCGAUGUCACGCAGGAUUCGAGAGAGAAGGAUCAGAAGAAAUAAAAUGCGUCAAUGGGCAAUGGUCAGCAGUACCGACAUGCAAAUAUCCUGAAGACUGUGAUCGUCCACCGAGAAUAACGAAUGGAGACAUAGAAGAGUUGGCUAGAGCAUUCUAUCAGCAUGGUGAAACCGUGACAUAUCGGUGUCGGAAUUCAUUCGUUUUGGAUGGACCAAAUCAAGUUAGAUGUUCAAGUGGGAAGUGGUCAGCCAUUCCACGCUGUAACUCUCCAUGUAGCAUGUCAGGGGAGGAUCUUGAAGCUAAUGGUGUCCUCUUAGACUGGUCAUUGUCGAAAACAGUAUAUCUGAAACAUGGAGACCGUGUAAAAUUUAAUUGCCCCAGUGGUUUGCAUAUUCAAGAUCCUGCAGAACGAUUUUGCAGAAAUGGAAAAAUAGAAAUUCCUAUGUGCCUCAGUGAGGAGAAUACUUUCUGCUCAACAUAUCAAUAUCUUGAAUGUCCAAGCUGUUCAAGAGCUGAAAUUUGUGUACAAUAUCAUAUUCAAAAAGUAAUACCUUCACAGACAGAUUCCAGCACACUGAGCUUAAAAGCUCUGAAUGGAAUUGGAAAUGCAGCAUUUAAAGUGCAGAAAACCAGAAAGGCACAUAACAACAUUUUGAAGUUUUCCAUCAAGGAAUCCACUGAUGCUAUUGUGAAUGUAAAAUAUAGCGAUGAGCAAAGCAGUAUAGCGUAUAAUAAUCCUGUGACUGGAGAUUACUGUUUAACAUAUCCUGCAGAUAAUUCUAUCAUUUUUAAUGUCACAUUUAGCAAGAUUUUCAAGAUGACAUUUGAGAAGAUGACAUAAAAUUUGGAAAACUGAAAAGGCACAAGAUGUAGCAGUGCAAGCUCUGAGAAAUAGCAACUAACUGCUUUCAAAGAAUGAAAGAUUCAGUUACAUUU
Molecule: messenger RNA, 2563 nt
Organism: Chiloscyllium plagiosum (whitespotted bambooshark)
Lineage: Eukaryota; Metazoa; Chordata; Chondrichthyes; Orectolobiformes; Hemiscylliidae
Product: complement factor H-like
Biological process (GO): complement activation
Molecular function (GO): complement component C3b binding
Source: RefSeq, a predicted model, not a curated record